Messenger RNA from Cercocebus atys (sooty mangabey), 5758 nucleotides. It is a transcript of the gene CDC50B, whose product is annotated as transmembrane protein 30B. The record is from RefSeq and is a predicted model, not a curated record. Lineage: Eukaryota; Metazoa; Chordata; Mammalia; Primates; Cercopithecidae. Gene Ontology annotation, cellular component: plasma membrane; endoplasmic reticulum; Golgi apparatus. The transcript has a single exon. Gene Ontology annotation, biological process: phospholipid translocation. The coding region runs from base 2354 to 3409 and encodes 351 amino acids.
AAUUAUAGGCGAGCCACCAUGCCCAGCAAGACCUCAUCUCUAAAAAAAAAAAAAAAAAGAGUGUCUUCCUAUCUUGCUGUCUACUUCCCCUUCCCUGCACCUGAUGAUAACUUGAUUCCUGCCACACAAACCACCCAAAGUGUUCCCACAAAAGUCAAACCCCAUAGUUCCUUUUCAUUUAUCUCACUUGAACCCUCAGCUGUGUUUAACUCUGUUGACCAUUCCUUGUCUUUAAACAUUCUCUUUUGACUUUGAAAAUCUGUCACGGAAUGAAUAAACUAGUACCUUUAGGUCAUCCAAGGAUAGGAGAAAAGGAGAAAAGGCUCUGAGCUCAAGAAUGGGGCUUGCACUUUUAGGGUGUGGUGGUGAUCUACUAGAAAAAGACUUAAGAUUUACCAGAUAGGCUUGGUGUGAUGGCUCACACCUAUGAUCCCAACAAUUUGGGAAGCUGAGGCAGAAGGAUCUCUUGGGCUCAAGAGUUUGAGACAAGCCUGGACAACUGAGGGAGACAACUCUCUCUCAAAAAAAAAAAAAAAAAUCUACUAAAAUUGUGAAAACUGAAUUCCUUCCUAGAGGCUAGUUUUGUGGACUAGUGAUUCAAUGAUACAGGGGUGGGUGGAACUCAACCAUAAUGAUACAAAGAACUAUUUAUUCUUUAUUGAAAAAAAUGGUGAAUGGAGACUGAAUCACACUAUGGGAACUUGUUGAGAAUUUUGGAACUUCCUCUCUUGGGGUAUGAUAAGAAGUGAGGGAAUUGAAAUUCAAGUCACUUGAAUUUCCCUCAGUCUUCUCUAAUACCUAAAGUUUCCAACUUGCAUUCAUUUAACAACAUGGAAUCAAUGUUCCAGUAUUAAAACAAUAUUACUUUUUAAUUUUAGUGUGACUUAUAGAGUGCAAUUUGAUACUUAAUUACACCCUAUGAUAAAUAGAUAUUAUUGGCUAUUUUGCUUCUUACUCCUAAUAUGUCCCCUAUCAGACUGCAAAUGCCUUGAGGUCAAAGGUCCUUUUUUGUCUAAUUAGCAUAGGACUGAAUACCUGGAAGAUGCUAACAAAAUUCCUCUGUUCAAUUUAAUACGCAUUUUAACUUUCCAAGUUUCAGUGGGUUUUGAAUGACUCCUGAAUACACUAUAUUAUGCUAGGUGUAGUGUAAUAGAGAAAACAUUUGUAUUACUUGCAUUUUACAAGCUGGAGGAGAAGCAAGAACACAAUACCUAGGGAAGAUUUAGUAAGAAAUCAGAAUGUCCUAAUAUCCCCUUGGUAUAUGUUAUACCAACCUAGAUUUUAAAAAAAGCAAGCCAGAAUCCCACACAACCUAGGGAGCUAAUUUGAGUCCUAUAAAUUCUUGUAGUUCACCUCCUUAGGCCAGACACUCCAGAUUUCUUUGUGGAUAGCAGCUAGGUCUCCUGGGACCUUGGAUUGGGCCUUUCUCUAGUCAGGCAAAUAAUCUGAAAAGAAAACAAAAUCACAUGUAGUCCAGCACAUUUCUUCCUUUCUUGGUUUCUCCACCAGCUAGAGAGUUAUUUAAAGGCUCUGAACCUCUCCAGCCUUUGAUUCUUUUUAAGGAUCAUUUUAUUUUUAGAGAACUUUCCACAUUUCCUAGUUAUACAGCCAGACUGGGUGAUCUGGCCAGAAAAUCAUUUUCCCUUAAAAAAAAAAAAAAAAAGCUAAAAUUUGAACACAGGCGUUGAAUUCGAAACAGAUUUAUCACAACGUAAUUCCCCGGACACUCCCAACUUGAGACUGAAAGCUGGGCGAAAGGGUUUUCUGAAGCUAACUUAAAAGACAAAAUGGUCUAGAGUCACCUUUUCCCCGCAAAUAACAGGGGAUUAACAACCUGAAAUCUUCAAGCCUCCCGGACCAUGGUGCAAGCCCUCAGCAGAGGAGGCCGGAGCGCCUUUUGAUUUCGGGAGACUGGCCCAGGAAAUCCAGCCACUUGGAAGGCGAAAGAGAAGGUGGUACCUGAGCCAGGUAUGAGCCACUCAGAGGCAGUCCGGGGCCGCCACUCACCUUGGAGAGGAGGAGCUGGAGUCCCAUGACCCGGACUGAGAGGAAAGGCGAGACUGAGUCUACCAGGUGAGGUAAAAAACACCCACCUGCUCACCUCGGAAGGGGCGAGCGAGGUGCGGCUCCCGGUGACCCGCGACGGUGGAGCGUACCUGGGCGGAGGCGGAACUGCGGGGUGUGGGCACUGCUUGUAGGGCCUGGAACUAAACUCACCUGUGAGGGAGGCAGAGGCGGGGCCCGGGCAAAAACCCACCUGAGCCGGCUGGAAGCCCGACCCGCGAGCAGUCCCCAGGCUCGCGCGGCGGGGCCCCCCUCGGUCAGCCCACGCGUCGGUCCCCGCACGGCCGCCAUGACCUGGAGCGCCACGGCCCGGGGCGCCCACCAGCCCGACAACACCGCCUUCACGCAGCAGCGCCUCCCAGCCUGGCAGCCGCUGCUGUCGGCCAGCAUCGCGCUGCCGCUCUUCUUCUGCGCGGGCUUGGCCUUCAUUGGCCUGGGCCUGGGCCUCUACUACUCCUCCAACGGCAUCAAGGAGCUGGAGUACGACUACACCGGCGACUCGGGCACCGGCAACUGCUCGGUGUGCGCCGCGGCUGGCCAGGGCCGCGCGCCGCCGCCCCGCUGCUCGUGCGCCUGGUACUUCUCGCUGCCCGAGCUCUUCCAGGGCCCCGUGUACCUCUACUACGAGCUGACCAACUUCUACCAGAACAACCGGCGCUACGGCGUGUCCCGCGACGACGAGCAGCUGAGCGGGCUGCCCAGCGCGCUGCGCCACCCGGUUAACGAGUGCGCCCCCUACCAGCUCAGCGCGGCCGGCCUGCCCAUCGCGCCCUGCGGCGCCAUCGCCAACAGUCUCUUCAACGACUCCUUCUCGCUUUGGCACCAGCGCCUGCCAGGCGGGCUCUACGUCGAGGUGCCGCUCGACCGCUCCGGCAUCGCCUGGUGGACCGACUACCACGUCAAGUUCCGCAACCCGCCGCUGGUCAACGGCAGCCUGGCGCUGGCCUUCCAGGGCACGGCGCCCCCGCCCAACUGGCGCCGGCCGGUCUACGAGCUCAGCCCCGACCCCAACAACACCGGUUUCAUCAACCAGGACUUCGUGGUGUGGAUGCGCACGGCGGCGCUGCCCACGUUCCGCAAGCUGUAUGCGCGCAUCCGCCAGGGCAACUAUUCGGCCGGGCUGCCGCGGGGCGCCUACCGCGUCAACAUCACCUACAACUACCCGGUGCGCGCGUUCGGCGGCCACAAGCUCCUCAUCUUCAGCAGCAUCUCGUGGAUGGGUGGCAAGAACCCCUUCCUCGGCAUCGCCUACCUGGUCGUCGGCUCCCUCUGCAUCCUCACCGGCUUUGUCAUGCUGAUCGUCUACAUUCGCUACCAGGACCAGGACGACGACGACGAGGAGUGAUUCCAGCUUUCCAGGGAUCCUUCCUGCUUCUUGCCAAAACUCUUUCGAGCUUCUUCUGGCAUCUCCUCCUCGCCCCUGGCCCAAUUCCAACCUCUCCUCGCUUUUCCUCCCUUUGUGAAUGAGGGGAUCAGAGAAGGGAAUUACCCCCUUGCUCUUGGGGGGCUCGCUAGACUGUCUUGCCGCGGGGAGGGAUGUUGACUGCAGAGUGAAACAUCAUUGCAAACUCUUCCCACCUCCUUCACGACACCGAGUUGCCAUGUGAGGUUCUUCAAGUCUGAGAAUGGAAGGGAUCCCUAUGGAGACUCCUGUUCAACCCCUAUCAGAGGAAGAGAUUGAGAGACCUAGCAAUGUGAAGUAACUAAGAUCAGGCAGCUGCAAGUGACUCCUGACUCUUGAGUCUAGAGCUUUUGCCACUACAAUACUGUGGUUUUCUUUUCUUUGGUGAGGGGAGUGGGUUGGAAUGGAGAGUGAGGCCCACAAAUUACCUGCAGAGAUGUGGAAGCGUGAGGGAGAACAUGCUUGUUAAAUAUGCAGGUAGAUUAGGAGACACCAACCAGAGAUUCAGUCACAGUAAGGCUGGGAUGAGACCCUCGAAGCUGUGUUUUAACAAACUCCUCUGGAGAGUCCCAUACUCCCUCAAAUUUGGGAAUCACGACCCCGAACCAGGUUGGGCCUGAAGCAGUCAACUGAGUUCACUUUUUUGGAUAGUAAUUUGUUCCCAGGGGCAGUGACAACCAUGAUGUUCCAGGUUUGGUCUGGCACUCUGCCUUGAACGUAGGAAGCUCUUGAUGACUUGUGGAAUGAAUUUUUAAAAAAUCACUAUCUCAGGAAAACUAGUUGGCAUACAGAGUUGUAGGACAGGGUUUAUGUUAUUCAUUUAAUAUUUUACUAUUUUGGUAUAAAAGCAAACAGGCAAACUUUGCCAGGUACUGUGUAGAAACUCGAAAAUGUGAGGCCAGUUUGUACAGUUCAGAGGAAAUGCUUUAACGUAGAAUCAGACAGCUGGAAGAGAUCUUCGAGGGAAAGUAAGUUCCCUAAAGUCACAUCUAUGUCUCCUAGCUCAAUCUUCUUUAUCAUUUAGUGUGUGUGUGUGUUUAGAAAGGGCUUCAUACCUUUUCCCUUGUAUCCGGAAAAAAAUUUAUCUUUUCAAAUGAAAUCUGUUGAUUCCUAGUAAUCAUAUUUGAAUCAGUGCUAAGGCAUAUAUAGUCUUUUAUGUAAACUAGAAUCUUAAGAUUAUUUGAACCUUUGAGAUGACGUUAAAACUCAACUAAAAUCAUUCAAUUGAUUUUGAUUGACUAACAUCAAUCAAUAUGUUUAAAGUUAUUCUAAGAAGCAAUCGUUUUAUUUUUAAAAAACCUUGUAUGGCAAAAUAACUUUAAAAAAAAACCCUUUGUGAUAUCAUCUUACCAGUUUAUUUGUAAACGCAAACAGUUAUUUGGUAUUUGUCAGAAUUCUUCAGUGCCUGCUAUUAAGCUAUUUUCCAGUUAUUAAUUUGAUUAUACUCAUUCACUUAAGGCAGUGCAAGAUCUUGAAGUAUUUUUUUUAGCAGUUAAGUAAUAUUGAAUUGUAUUGAAUAGUUUACAUAGUUUAUUCUAGUCUUUGAAAAUUACUGAACAAUGAACAAUGUGCAUGUCAUUGACAUCUGCCUUAGAACUUCUGGGACAAUCCUGAGUCAGGAUAUUCUAUCCCAUUAUUUGCAUAUACCAAAAACACUUUGUUAAUUCAAUGUGUUGGCCUCCCAACUCCUGAACACGACACAAUUUUAUUAUUAGAUUUUGUAUGGUGAUUUUAGGCUAUGAAAAUAUGAUCAUUAUAUGUACAUAGAGAAAUUUUUAUUUGUUACAAAUGUUUGAGCAGCUCACUAGCCCAGCCCUCCUCUAUUUUGGGUAGGAGAAUUUACUACAUUUUUUACUAUGUAGCUGAGAGCAACAUGUAUUUUGUUAUUUUUAGAAUGAUCAGUAUAUUGCUAUAAAAUGUUAAAUGAGGCUAUGAAAGUUAAAGUAUUCUGAUUCUGAUUAAAUUAAUGAAUGUGGUUCCAGGCCCUGUUCUCCGGGUUUUUGAGAGAGAAUAAAGGUUAUGUUUGUCUUACCUUUGUUAUCAACUUUGCUUGAUUCUUUUGAACUAUGAUCUUAAAGGCACAAACAGCACUAGCCACUUUGCUAAUUUCCUAAUAGCAGAUUUACACUGCAGCAAGAAAACCAUCUUUUAUAAUAACAUUCAGUUAAAAUGAACUCAAUUCAUUGUUGACUUCCUAAAACAGAAUUUGAACUUUAUCAACCUCAACAUGUAUAUAAACUAGAUAGUCCUCAAAUGCUGUUUGAAUUUAAUAAAUGUCAAUUUAAAAUUUUU